This is a messenger RNA of Sclerotinia borealis F-4128, 564 nucleotides long. The record is from the annotation of a GenBank genome assembly. NCBI's taxonomy places the organism in Eukaryota, Fungi, Ascomycota, Leotiomycetes, Helotiales, Sclerotiniaceae.
AUGACUGUUUUGUUCGCAAGAGGAACUGGGGAACCUGGCAAUGUAGGCAUUUUGACUGGUCCUCCUUUCUUCGUGGCUCUAGCAGCAUACAUGAACGAAACGAGAAGUAUGUCGAUCCAAGGAGUAGACUAUGCCGCCACCACCUCCGGUUUUCUAGCCGGUGGUGACCCAGCUGGUGCCAAAACAAUGGCCGACCUAAUAAACAACACACUAAGCACGUGUCCCUCCACCCAUCUCACGGUAUCCGGCUACUCUCAAGGUGCGCAACUCGUUCACCUCGCCAUGAGUUCGCUCUCUAACACCACCACCUCGCGCAUCAAAACUGUCGUCAUGUUCGGGGAUCCGAAGAAUGGUACCGCGCUCAAUGGAGUCGAUGCUAGCAAAGUAAUGACGAUCUGUGAUCCGAAAGAUGAUAUCUGUAAAGGUGGGGAUGCCGUACUGCCAGCCCACUUGGAAUACAGUGCGAAUGCGGGAACUGCUGCCAUGUUUGCUUUGAGUGGGUUGGCGGAUGUAGGGAUUACGAGUGCCAGGAAGAUCAGUGGGGUGGAUGGAAUUGUAUCUUAA